Messenger RNA from Nematolebias whitei (Rio pearlfish), 1261 nucleotides. RefSeq names its product nucleolin. The transcript is spliced from 2 exons. NCBI's taxonomy places the organism in Eukaryota, Metazoa, Chordata, Actinopteri, Cyprinodontiformes, Rivulidae. The record is from RefSeq and is a predicted model, not a curated record. The coding region runs from base 1 to 870 and encodes 289 amino acids.
AUGCAGCACCAUCCUGGGUCAGGUUUGUCCCAGUGCUCAGCCUCUGUUUCCACCGUUGUAUCUUGUCUAGAUUUGACGUCAUCAGCAGAUGGUUCAGAAUCUGUUCUGGUCCCAGAUAAAUUAUCUGAGUCGAACCUUGUUCCAUCAUUGCCUUCAGAUGUCCAGGCUGGUUUUAGUUCUGGUUCUGGACCACCAUCAAGAUCAAGUCCUCUGUCCACCCUUACUCCAGUUCUUGCCUGUCAAGCACCUGAGGCCACUUCUUCCUUCUGCCCCGCCAUCACUAUUGAGCCUGAAACGUCUCGUUCUCCUCUUGCGGUUCUCCCUCCCUCCUCCCCUCGAUCCCCUCCCUCUCUCGCAGCACCGGCUCUACUCUUGGACCCCCUCGCUGCUUUGCAGCACUCUGACAAAGGUGGCUCUUCCUCCGGCCACGCAUCGUCCCUCUCCCCCUCACCUCGUGCCACUCAGUCCCCACCAAAACAGACUGUCUUCUCCCCAUGUGUGGACGUUUUCGAGCCCGGACCUCCCAGCUGGGAGGAUGAAGAAGAGGAGCAGGAUGACAAGGACAAUGUUGAGGAUGAGGAAGAUGACAUGGAAGCUGAUGAGAGCCAGUACAGACAUCGACGACUUACUGGUGAUUCUGGGAUUGAGGUGUGCAGAUGUAGAGUGGAGGACGAGGAUGAUGAUGAAGAUGAGGAAAAGGACAGCAGGAGAGGAGGUGGAAACACUGAAGUGCAUGAUAGUGUAGAUUGUCCUGCAAGAGGUCAGAUGAACACGGGGGACGAUCUUUCACUGUGUACACCCACCGCCGCUGUCACCACGCCACCGUCUGACGACGGCUGCAAAGUCGUCAUUGUCAUGGAGAAAGUUUAAAGUCAACGUAUUUUCCGUCCUGACAUCGAUAGAGCUGGAGGCAGUCAUGAAGUGAUGUUUGAGGUCCUUCAUAACUGCAGGGGUUGUAUAAGUUAGAUGGCUGAUCGUCACAGGUAAAUUAUUAGAGUUAGAUCAAGGGUUCAGCUACAAAGAUUAGUUCAAUAUGACCAUUUUUUCCAAACAGUGGAAUUAUAGAAGCCAAGUUUCUUCGUAUUCAGAGAUCUGUACACGGCUCGUGUCGCAGGAUGAUAGUUCAGUGCAGUUUUUGGAGGAGGAGCAUUGACCAACCUUCAUUAUUCAACAUACGUGUGUUUAUCUGUGGAAGAUGACGUUUAUGAGCUAAAUUUAAGCACGUCUAGGUAAUUUAGACCUUCACACGAUCUCUAAACGU